This is a messenger RNA of Amphibalanus amphitrite, 1547 nucleotides long. RefSeq names its product microsomal glutathione S-transferase 1-like. The transcript has 4 exons. NCBI's taxonomy places the organism in Eukaryota, Metazoa, Arthropoda, Thecostraca, Balanomorpha, Balanidae. The coding region runs from base 271 to 717 and encodes 148 amino acids. Gene Ontology annotation, cellular component: membrane. The record is from RefSeq and is a predicted model, not a curated record.
GGGGCUGGCACAGCCACUGUAGUUUGUGAAUCGACCACCAGAGGCGCUGUGGGCACCUGCCUGAAUACGGUGAAGAUAGCAACUACGAAGCUGCAGUUGGUGUCAAGAAGAAAUGUGAACGUCGGAUAGAGUGGGAUCAGGCACCACGAAACAAAGACAGACAUACAAGCAAGACAUCAUCUCGACACACUGCCUGCUCCACGAUAAUCCAAAAAGAGACCCAGCUAGCCAGACAUCGAGCCACUGAAGGUGUUCAACAACUCGUUGAAGAUGACGGACAAGAUCCCACUCAGUGUGGAUAGUGAUCUGUUCAAGUUGUACCUCUUCUACGCGGCGAUGCUGGUGGUAAAAGUUGGCGUCAUGUCCUUCCUGACUUCACGACAGAAACGACGUAAGAAGGUUUUCUCAAAUCCCGAGGACGCUCAACUCCGAGGCGGCAAAUUUGACCUCUCCGACCCGGAUGUGCUACGAGUGAAGAGAGCUCAUCUGAAUGACCUGGAGAACGUGCUCCCGUUCCUAGCACUCUGCCCACUCUACCUGGCCACUGGUCCCACGGAGAGAGUGGCGGGAAUGCUGAUCAGAGCGUUCGCUGCUGCGCGCGUGCUCCAUUCAUUUUUCUACCUGAAUGAGAUAUCACUCUGGAGGAGUGUCGCUUUUGGCGUUGGAAUUACGAUAACCACGUAUAUGGCAACAUCUGUCAUCUGCUUCACCUUCUAGCAAGAUAAAAUGUCGGCCUGCUCGUGAGAAAGGAAACUCAAGACAGCUGAGGAAAAACAUGCACUCUUGGAAACAUAUGUAGAGAACUAGAGAGGAUCCUAAUCCUCACCGGCCGAAAAGAAAGGCACCCCCCCCCCCCCCAUUGGUAUUUUUGCGAUAGAUCAGAAUACGCAGGGGAUAGAGAGCUGAAACUUGGCGUCCCUGAGUCCUGACCCAAUUGAUCAAGCCAGAUAUUUUUGUUUCAAUUGCAUUUUCAGGUCAGGUCAGGUCACCAACCUAUGACAUCAUAAGUGGACCUCUGCACGGUCCUUAAAUGUCGCAGUCUUCGCGACGCCCCCAGUGCCACAGGAGCCUACACAGGGAGAUGAAACUUGCGGACCUAGUAUCCUUGAGAGGUCUCUUUUUUUGUAUAUCUCAGAUUUUUCUGAAGAGUCACCUGAGGUCAGGGCUUGAAAUUAUUCAGCUUUUCAGCGCGCUCUGGGCACUAGAUGAUUAAUCGUAAAAUUCGUCCCUAACCAGUGGACGGCGACCUGUGACCUCGAAAUUCAACUUUCAAGUACACGUUUUAUCGUGUAUGUUUGUGCCCGUUUCAUUGUGUAUGUUUGUGCACGUUUUAUUGUGUAUGUUUGUGCACGUUUAACUGUGUAUGUUUGUGCACGUUUUACUGUGCAUAUGUUUGUGCACGUUUUACUGUGCACAUUUUAUUGUGUAUGUUUGUGCACGUUUAACUGUGUAUGUUUGUGCACGUUUUGCUGUGUGUUUGUGCAUGUUAUAUUGUGUAUGUUUGUGCACGUUUCAUUGUCUGUUUAAUACAUUUAUCAAUGUUCAAA